Molecule: messenger RNA, 3249 nt
Organism: Ictalurus furcatus (blue catfish)
Lineage: Eukaryota; Metazoa; Chordata; Actinopteri; Siluriformes; Ictaluridae
Gene: rfk
Product: riboflavin kinase
Exons: 4
Coding region: 1131-1610 (159 amino acids)
Biological process (GO): FMN biosynthetic process; riboflavin biosynthetic process
Cellular component (GO): mitochondrion
Molecular function (GO): riboflavin kinase activity
Source: RefSeq, a predicted model, not a curated record
GUGUGUCUGGCUCCACCCUAUUAAUAAACAUGAGAUGUGUUAGAUCAGGGAGAGAACUAAAACCUGUAGUGAUGAUGUGGGUUUUUUUAAUUUUAUUUUAUGUCUCACAUGGACAAAAAGUAUUUUAUGUGGUUUACGUCUGUUGUUUUUUAAUCUAAUUUUAAUAAUGGAUAAAUGUUCAUUAAAAUUAAUCUGAUUUUUUUUUUUUUUUUACUUCACUUAAGAGGCAAACCUCAAGAGAAAUCAGGAUCAUUGAUUAAUGGGCUCAUGGCUCUGCCAUAGAAUAGUUUAAUUCUUACAUUCUUAGAAAAAGGUCCCUCAGUGACUCAAUAUUUCUGCCAACAAUAUUUUAACUUAUAUUUUAAAAACUUCUUAAGGGAAUGUUUUCAAAACUAAACAGUGGACAUUUUAAAUAAUUUGAUUUAUAUAAUCGUUGUUGUUAUUUAUUUUAUUUUUUUGCCCUUCGCCUCACACACAGUGUUCCCAGUCAUAGUGUUCAGAUCCAUGGUGACCUUGAUAAGGAUAAAGCGGUUACUAAGCAUGAGUAAAUAAAUGAAUGUAUAUUUCUGACCAUUCCCUUAAAGGGUACCAAUAAUUUUGGAGUUGGUUGUAGGGAAAUUUAACUUAAUUAAAAACGGCCACAAUUUAUAGUGGGGCAUUAAAUUCGUCUUGUAGCUUCCAUUAUUUCGAAAUCUUUGCACUCUGGUUGUUGGGGUUUUAUUUUGAAGUUCCUUUUUCAUGCCUUCGUCAUAUCCGGCGUAGUGGGCGGGGUUUGCCGGAAUACGCGUGCGUUAAAGAUGACGUCCUAACUAUGCUCUCUGCUUGGUUACUGAGUGUGUACAUCUUUAGGUCCGUGUAAAUGUUGUGACGCCGUUACGGAGCUCUUUUCUACCUCACUACAGAGGGUGUCUGAUUGUUUGUUAUAUUUAACCGCGGUCUACAUUUAAAGUGUUUUGUGAAAUUCGCCAUAUUGCCUGGAGAGCUCUAGAAGGAUCUACAGGGUCGUCACUGCGUGACGUUUCCUGCCGGUGUUUUAACGGUAACCGUACAGAGACUAGACUACUCACUCAAGCUAAGAUAAUAAGUAUUUUAUUUAAUUUUUUUAAAAAAACAGUCUUCGAACCGUGGACAUGAGGAGUUUGCCGUAUUUCUGCCGUGGACCAGUGAUUCGGGGAUUUGGAAGAGGAAGUAAAGAGCUGGGAAUCCCAACAGCAAACUUCCCAGAGUCUGUAGUGGACAGUCUACCUGCUGACAUCAGCACUGGCAUCUACUAUGGCUGGGCACGCGUGGACAACGGAGACAUCCACAAGAUGGUGAUGAGCAUUGGCUGGAACCCCUACUACAAAAACAUCAAGAAAUCUAUGGAAACACAUUUGAUCCACAAGUUCAAGGAGGAUUUCUACGGUCAGAUGCUAAGGGUCGUCAUGGUGGGCUACAUUCGCCCUGAAAGGGGAUUCAACUCACUAGAUGAAUUGAUCACCGCGAUUCACAGUGACAUCGAAGAGGCAAAAAGAAUGUUGGACCUGCCCGAGCACACGAAACUGAAAGAAGACAACUUUUUCAGGACGUCUAUAUCCACAACAACCAAUCAGAUCUUGAAUGGUCACUAAACAGAACUUGUCACUUGAUCUAGUUUCCCAUACUUUAGUUUUAUGGGGGUGAAACCACUGUAACAUAUAUGCAUUAUUUGCAUUAUUUCUGUACUAUAGCAUCUUUCAGAAAGGUUUACAUGUGCAGGCACUGAUUGUCUUGGAUAUGUCAUCCAGAGUUAUUUCUUUAUGGAGGAUGAAACACGAAGAGGUUGGAUUGCACUGGUUUUCAUGAAGGAACGAAGUUACCUCAACCAGUUCAGACCACCAACAGAUGAGAAACCAGGAACUUCCAGGACUGAGACUUGUCUAAUUUAGAUCUUUUAGAUCACUGAUAUCACAGCGUACAAUCCAAGUAAUAUCUGAAAUUAGUCAUAUGCUUGGUUUCUUAUUGAACCCUUUCUGCAGAUGAUGACUUGCUGUAAAUUGUAUUUUUAAGGGGUUGUGAUUUUAUUUACUUUUAAGAAAAAUACUACAGUUUUAUUCAGUAACAGAUGUACUCUACAUUUAAAACUGGAGAUGCUACAUUUGCUGGUCAUAUAUGUAUAUUUGAAGUUACUUUAAGAUCUGAUUUGUGUAGAGAGAUUAUUUUGCUGUAUAUAAUCAAAGGAAUAUGGGCAUGAGUGAAUAUAUACAGUAGUGUGAACCCUUUACAAUGUUCUAUAUUUUUGCUUAAAUAUGACCUAAAACAUCAGAUUAUCUAACAAGUUAAAAGUAGACAAAGAGAACCCAAGUCUAAUUUCCCCUUCAAAUUAAUCCUAGAGGUUUGCAUACUUUUUCCACUCACAGAUAUGGAAUAUUGGAUCAUUUUCCUCAAUAACUAAAAUGACCAAGUAUAAUAUUUUUGUCUCAUUUGUUUAACUGGGUUCUCUUUAUCUACUUGUAGACAAUCUGAUGAUGUUUUAGAUCAUAUUUAUGCAGAUAUAUAGAAAACUCUCAAUAGUUCACAAACUUUCAAGCACCACUGUAGAUCAGCGGGUCUCAAAGUGUAACUUAGGGUCCCACAGACAUCUGUAAAGCAUAACCAGAGGGGCUGUGAUUUGUUUUUGUUUUUUUAAAUAGGUACAGUGGUGGAAUUACAGCCCACCAUUAUCAAAGCUAUUAUAUUUAUUACCGAUUACUUCUACUUAUUAACCUGUUAGACUGGUCACUUGAACUGAAAUGGUUUAAUCAAAACCUUUAAUAGCUCAAACAAGUAAGACUGAAAACAAGUAAGACUGAAAACAAGUAAGACUGGUCAUUAACUUGAACCUAAAGUGUUGCGUUGGUGGUAAGCGUUAUUGUUCUUUAUUGUUCAGGCAUUUAAAAGCAUAUACACCCACGCGCACACAUACACCAUGGUCUGUCCGAAUACUCUAUUCUGAUUGGCUGGAAGGUGUGUGUUGAAACUGUAUACGCAACAGUUUAAGCACCGUUCUAAAUUAACGUGCUGCCUAAACACAACUGCAACCAUAGUAAUGUACAGUAGUUAAACUCGUAGCUUCUUUAAUAGAAACGCUUCACAGUUGCAGGUAAUUCACACACACUCAUAGAUGUUUAUUAUAAUGCAUUCAAAUAAAUGUAAUCUUAUCGCACUGUAUAUCUGUGUAUGAUUGAGAGCGGGCAGAAUUCUAACUCUUAACGACCCGUAUAUAUGAAUUAAAUAAAAACACGAAUGAAA